CCUAAUUCUAUAUAUAUUCUUUUGAAAGAAACCAGUACCGAACUGCCAACAAAGCCAGCAAAUUGAAUUCUCAAAGCUAGAUCCACAACAAAAACUAAAGAAAGAUGAUCCCAGAACUCUUUGGUAAUGGUGCUAGUGCUUCCCUCAUACCAAGUGAAAGAAACUACUCUUCCAUUAAUGGAGGAGUUGGAGGAGGACUUUUACUUCAACAAACAACAACACAGCCUCCUUCUUCUUCUCCAUGUCCAUCUUCCACAACCACCACCCCCACCACCACUUCCACACCAACCACUACCCCUUCAUCUGAAAACCAACAAAGUCUUAGGUGUCCACGAUGUGAUUCAUCAAACACUAAGUUCUGCUACUACAACAACUACAACCUCACUCAGCCGCGCCAUUUCUGCAAAACAUGUCGUCGUUACUGGACCAAAGGCGGUGCUUUACGUAACGUCCCCAUCGGAGGAGGCUGCCGGAAGAACAGAAACAUUGGCGCGUCGAACAUCCCGGCAAAAACAACAGCAAACAAGAUGAAGACGGUUGCAUCGGAGUUUAUGGGAAGGACAAGUAACCAGGGGUUUGAUCUGGAACAUAUUGUUCCACCACCAAGCCAAAUCCUUUGGGGUUCUCCACAAAAUUCUCAUCUACUUUCCUUGCUAAGAUCUAACCAAAACCCUAACCCUAACCUUGUUAAGGAAGAAGGGAAUAACUUAAUAGGGUCCCAUGUUUCUCACAUGAUGAGUUCUCAGCCGUUGGUUUCAUCAAAUGGUUAUGAUGGUAUUGGGCAUGUUCUAUGCAACCCAUUUUGGAGAAACAAUCAUGAUCAAACUCAACAAUUACAAAAUGGUGGCUUUGUUCUUGGGGAACAACAUCAACAACAGCAACAUCAGCAUCAAAGCAGUGGAAUCCAAGAACUUUACCAGAAGCUAAGGUCAUCAACAUCAUCAUCAUCAGGUAAUAAUUAUUGCAGCGAGAUUUCAUCUUCACCAACAGUGUUACUAGGGAACGUGGCUUCUAACACCUCUACCAUAUCAAACAUUUUGGAGACAACUUCAGUUCCUGGUGCUGAACUAGGCUACUGGAAUCCAAUUCCAACCCUUACUUGGUCUGAUCUUCCAACCACCAAUGGUGCAUAUAUCCAUAACAGCAAUAACUAAUCUUUUCUUUUUAGAUAGUAGCAUAGGUUUUGCAUCUUAGUGUAUGUUUGUAUUGCGGUGAAUUAUACAAAAUGAUCGGUGUUACCGUAAUUUUGCUAUAACUCUAAAGUGUAGUUUUUGUCGAAAUCACGGCGUCUCGUUAUGAUUUUGACAAUCCUACCAUCAAUUCAAGCAUGCAUUAAUUUGUAUCUUAGAGUUUGUUUCUAUGGUGUGGUUGAUUUUGGUUUGGUUUGGGUGGUAUAUGAAUGUUGAUCAUCAUGCAAUAAUUUGUAUCUUACUGUUUUUUAUUUAAGUUUAGUUGAUUGUGUGAUUA
Lathyrus oleraceus (garden pea) is the source of this 1467-nucleotide messenger RNA. Its product is annotated as dof zinc finger protein DOF3.7. Lineage: Eukaryota; Viridiplantae; Streptophyta; Magnoliopsida; Fabales; Fabaceae. The record is from RefSeq and is a predicted model, not a curated record. The coding region runs from base 105 to 1154 and encodes 349 amino acids. The transcript has 2 exons. Gene Ontology annotation, molecular function: DNA binding; DNA-binding transcription factor activity. Gene Ontology annotation, biological process: regulation of DNA-templated transcription.